Messenger RNA from Sebastes umbrosus (honeycomb rockfish), 4397 nucleotides. RefSeq names its product laminin, gamma 2 (gene lamc2). The record is from RefSeq and is a predicted model, not a curated record. Bases 135 to 3512 code for a protein of 1125 amino acids. NCBI's taxonomy places the organism in Eukaryota, Metazoa, Chordata, Actinopteri, Perciformes, Sebastidae. Gene Ontology annotation, molecular function: extracellular matrix structural constituent. The transcript is spliced from 21 exons.
GAGUAAGCGUGUCUCAGUAUGUGCAGCGUGUUCAGACCUGAGCUCAGGUAGGGAGCAGCAGAGCAGUUAAAAGACGACGCAGUGAGCUGCUGCAUCACUUUGUUUUAUCUGAUUUACUGGAUUCAAAACUCAACAUGAGGAACAACAGCUGGAUUUCACUGCUGCUGGGAGCUCUGCUGGCUGCAGUCUGCACCGUCCAGGCCACCUACACACACUACUCGACGGUGCGCUGCAGCUGUAACGGCAGAUCUCGGUACUGCCUUCGGGACGCCGGGGGUCUGCACUGCGUCGACUGUACGGGACACUUCGAGGGCCGCCACUGCGAGCGCUGCAAGGACGGCUUCCACCUGGUGGGGGCGGCGCUGAGCUGCACACCCUGCCGCUGCAACCCCACAGGUUCUGUCGGUGCCACGUGUGACAGCGGCGGGCGCUGCGGCUGUAAAGACGGCGUCACUGGAGAUAAAUGCGACCGCUGCCCGGACGGGCCGAUCGGACCCAACGGCUGCUCGCAGAGACGUCAGGCCAGAGAGGAUUCUGGGAGUCAGACCUGUUUCUGUUACGGUCACAGCAGCCGGUGUUCUGCACAAUCCGGUUACUCCGUCCACAACAUCACCUCCACCUUCGCCGACGGUCCGGAUGGUUGGAAGGCGGCGACAGCGCAGGGCGUCACGCCCAACGACGUCCACUUCCGCUGGUCGCCAAAACACCAGGACCUGGAGGUGAUCUCCAAAAACAGCCUGCCGGUUUACCUGUACGCCCCAGAUCCUUACCUGGAGAACCAGUUGCUGAGUUACGGUCAGAACUUUUCCUUCUCGUUGCGUCUGGACCGCGGCGUCCGACACCCGUCCACCAACGACGUGAUCCUGGAAGGCGGCGGCCUACGAGUGGGCGCCUCGCUGGGCGACCUGCGCUCCAUCGUCCCCUGUGGCCAGAAGAUCAACUACAGCUUCAGACUGGAUGAGCAGCCCAGCAGCAGGUGGAGGCCUGAACUCUCCUCCUCCCAGUUCCAGACGCUCCUCCAGAACCUCACCGCCAUCAAGAUCAGGGCGACAUUCGGCGAAAAUGGACGUGGUUACAUCGACAACGUGCGACUGGUGUCGGCGAGGCGUGGCGACGGCGCCCCGGCCCGCUGGGUUCAGACCUGCAGCUGCCCGCCGGGCUACGAGGGCGAGUUCUGCGAGCGAUGCUCGGCCGGCUUCAGACGCAACGCCCCCGCAGACGGGCCCUUCAGCGGCUGCGAGGCCUGCAGCUGCAGAGGAGGAAGCUGCGACCCGCAGACCGGCGACUGUUACUCUGCCGACGAGACGCCCGAUGACCUGAGCUGCUCCGACGGGUUCUACCGGGACCCCUGGCAGCCGCGCGCCUGUCUGAAGUGUCCCUGUCCCGACGGAGUGUCCUGCUCCAUCACUGCCGGUUCGCUGACGCCCCGAUGUUACGGCUGUCCAACCGGAUACACAGGUCCUCGCUGUAACGUCUGUCAGGAGGGUUUCCAUAGCGGUCCCGUACGGGGCGACGGCUUGCCGACCUGCAAGCCGUGCCAGUGUAACGGACACAUCGACGUCGGCGUGGCGGGAAGUUGUGAUCGCAACACCGGCGAAUGUCUGAAAUGUGUGAACAACACGAGGGGACAGAACUGCGAGGUCUGUCUGCCGGGGUUCUACCACGGCCUCGCCACCGACGCCUGCAAACCGUGUGCCUGUGACCUUCAGGGCUCUGAGUCCAGACAGUGUGAUGAUUCGGGCCGCUGUCGGUGUCGACCGGGCUUCGAGGGUCUGAAGUGCCCAAGGUCCAACUGUCCAUCCUGUUUCAGUCCCAUCAAGACGAAGAUGGCGGCCUACGCUGACAAGCUGAAGCAGCUGGAGACUCGGCUCUCAGACGUGGACGGAGGUUUGAAACCGGCCAACAGCGCCGAGAUGGAAGCUGCUCUGAGAGCCACGGAGAAGCUGGUGGACGACCUGCAGUACAACACCGAGCUGCUCACAGGACAGGAGAAGAACCUGCAGGGCCGCCUGUCGUCCAUCAGCAGGAGUCAGCUGGCCGAGGGCCAGGACCUCCAGAACAUCGCCGACGCCGCGGACAAAAUCAAACAGCGACAGCAGACGUACAAGACGAACGUGGAGGAGGUUCAGAGUCUGAUGCAGGAGAUGAAACGCAAACUGGACGAGGCCAAAGCCGACCUCAGAUCAGCUGAGAUUCCUCUCGGAGACGCUCCGCUGGGUCCAAACCUCCUAACCUCUCUGGUGAAGACUGCCACCAGUCUAGCUGACAAACAUCAGACGAGUGCAGACGCCGUGGAGCAAAGCGCCAACGAAGCUCUGAGCGACUCGCAGGAGAGUCUGGCUCUGGUCCGAACUCUCAUGAGCAAAGAGAACAAAGUCAAAGAGCUGAUCGGAGAUCUGAAAACCACGUAUGACAAGACUUCAGCCCAGGUGAAGGGUUUGGAGAACCAGGCGACCCGGCUGAGCGGCGAGGCCAGAGACGAGAGCAAAAUGGCGGACGGCAUGCUGAAAGACAUUGCCGCCAUGGAGCGAAACAUCCCAUCAUCCCUGAAGGGGCAGAUGGACGCCAUGGUUUCCAGGUUGGAGGAUGUGAAGCAGGCGGUGGACGGGGACAUCUCAGGAUUCGAGGCGCUGCAGGACGGCAUGCUGCGAGACAAGGACGCCACCGAGGUCCUGCUGGCCAAGGGCAAGGGCGCCCAGCAGAAGUUCAACAAGCUGCUUGACAGAGUCAACGUCGCCAAGAGCGACACCGAGGGCGCUCUGAAACGCUUCAACACCAACGAGCUGGACGUCGCCCUGAACACCCUGAGAGGUUUCGACCAGCAGAUCGAUAACAGCAAGGUUUUGGCCGACGCUGCCAUCAAGCGUCUUCCCGGCAUCAACGCCACCAUCCAGCAGGCCGUCAGAAACAACCGCGAGACGAUCUCCAACCUGGGAGACAUGUCUGAAGAUUACAGCAAAGCACUGGGAACCAUCGGACCACUGGAGACGCUGGUCAACAGUCUGGAGGGAACAUUGCCGUCUCCUGCCGGUUUGGUGAAUGAAGCCACCAAACUGAACAAGGAUGCCAGUGAUCUGAAUAGGAAGGCGACGGUUGCAGUUAAAAACCUCGCCAAUGAGCUGCGCGCCGGCAAGACGCUGGAGGCCGACGCCGAGCAGGCUGCCGGUGGAGCGGCGGCUGCGCUCAACAAAGCCAGAGAGACCAGAGAGGCCGUGGGGAAAGCGCUGCGAGACAUCAACGGCCUGCUGGCCAACCUGAACCAGACCGGUGUUGUGGAUGAAAACCGCCUGGCGCAGCUGGAGAAGUCUCUGGCCAACGCUCAGCAAAAUGUGUUGGGCAAUCUGAAGCCUCGUCUCCGAGACAUGGAGGACCAGGAGGUCGCCCUGCGCAGUCUGCUGAGAGGCAUCAACCGGGACAUCGACACCAUCCUGACAGACAUCGCUAACCUGGAGGACAUCCUGAAGGCCGUCCCCGCCGGCUGCUUCAACAGCCCGCCCAUCGAGGAGGCCUGAGGACCGUAGAGUUCUGGUUCCACAGAGAACCGAUCCACAAUAAACCCUUUUAAGCAAUAAUCUAUCUACGCUUAUAAAACAAAUCAUUUCAAAAGAGACAGUGAGUUUCUGCGUGAUUGUCCUGCUGGGAAACAAACCAAUUAAUGAUCCUAAUCAUAGAUUAUUAUGAGAAAAAUAUCAGUAAUUAAUAGUUUAAAAACAUUAGAGCAUCUUUAUAGAACAAAGUGCUGAACAAAGUUAUAACUUAUAACAAUUAGAAAAAGAGAUUGAAAUGAAAAUGAGUCAAUUUUUUUUUGGUUAAAACGAAACAAACAAACAUUUCCGUUUUUUAAAUUACAAAUGAAUUACAGAUUAUCCAACGAUACCCAGACCUCACCGGGUCAAAUCACCAAAAUCUCACUGUGAUACUCAUGCUGCGUUCAUGUCCUGUGUUAGUUACCGUAAAUAUCAGUCUCUGACUAACCAACCAGACGUGACCUGAAUGCAGCAUGAGGGCUCGAUGUUCCUGGUUUUUACAGUAAAUACCACAACGAUAGAUUUCAUGUACCCAGGAGAACAUUAUUAAAACAAGAUAAACUACAUAUUACGUUUACAUUAUUGCACAUAACAACUACUGAUAACCUUCUUUUUUAAAUACACUUAUUUAACCCACACCUAACCGUUGUUUUUGAUGCAUAUUGUGUUUAUGAAACUAUAUUUUUGUGUUGAUGUUUUCUGAUGAUGAUGUGAUGUAUGUAUGUGUGAAUGUAAGCGUGUUGUAUUUAUAACUGUACAUACAGUACAUCAGUGUUUCUACUCGUUCUGUUGUCUUUAACGUGUUUCACCAGCAGAAAUAUGUCUCAUAACUGCCUCCAAAUAAAACCUGCUGCACUUUUCCCUGUUUUA